This is a messenger RNA of Bufo gargarizans (Asiatic toad), 1695 nucleotides long. Its product is annotated as zinc finger protein OZF-like. The coding region runs from base 21 to 1295 and encodes 424 amino acids. The transcript is spliced from 2 exons. Lineage: Eukaryota; Metazoa; Chordata; Amphibia; Anura; Bufonidae. The record is from RefSeq and is a predicted model, not a curated record.
AGGACCUGUACAAGGAGGCCAUGAUGGAGGAGCACCAGCCUCUUAUAUCACAAGAAAAUCCCAGUAAGAAAUGUGAAAACGUCAUGUUACCACUAGAUGAAGAUAUCCUGCAGCGCUCUUCAGGAGAAAACCUCAUUCCCCUUAAUGUACAUCCAGGACUUCACAGUACAGAUCUGUCAUAUAAUCCUCCUAAUUAUGAGGAACCUUCUCCUGACCAAUCACAGAUUGUUACCGCAAGUACAAGUCAGAAAAGGAUUAAAAGGUUUCAUUGUGGUAAAGAAUCCACAAACGGCUCAGGACUUUCUACACACCGAAGACGUCACAAAGGAGAGAAAAUGUAUUCAUGUUCAGAAUGCGGGAAAUGUUUUACACGAAAAUCUAUUCUUGUUAUACAUGAGAGAAUUCACACAGGAGAGAAGCCAUAUUCAUGUUCAGAAUGUGGGAAAUGUUUCACACGGAAAUCAAAUCUUGUUACACAUGAGAGAUGUCACACAGGAGAGAAAGCAUAUACAUGUUCGGAAUGUGGAAAAUGUUUUAGAGAUAAAUCAAAUCUUAUUAAACAUAGUAAAGGUCACACAGGAGAGAAACCAUAUUCAUGUUCAGAAUGUGGGAAAUGUUUUAGACAAAAAUCACAUCUUGUUACACAUGAGAGAAGUCACACAGGUGAGAAGCCGUAUUCAUGUUCAGAAUGUGGGAAAUGUUUUACAGAGAAACCACAUCUUGUUACACAUGAGAGAAUUCACACAGGAGAGAAGCCAUAUUCAUGUUCAGAAUGUGGGAAAUGUUUCACACGGAAAUCACAUCUUGUAAUACAUGAAAGAUGUCACACAGGAGAGAAACCAUAUUCAUGUUCGGAAUGUGGGAAAUGUUUUACACAGAAAUCACAUCUUGUUAUUCAUGAGAGUUGUCACACAGGAGAGAAACCGUAUUCAUGUUCGAAAUGUGGGAAAUGUUUUACACGGAAAUCAUAUCUUGUUAUACAUGAGAGAUGUCACACAGGAGAGAAAGCAUAUACAUGUUUAGAAUGUGGGAAAUGUUUUACACAAAAAUCAAGUCUUGUAAAACAUAAGAGGAAUCACACAGGAGAGAAACCAUAUUCAUGUUCGAAAUGUGGGAAAUGUUUUACACGGAAAUCAUAUCUUGUUAUACAUGAGAGAUGUCACACAGGAGAGAAAGCAUAUACAUGUUUAGAAUGUGGGAAAUGUUUUACGCAAAAAUCAAGUCUUGUAAAACAUAAGAGGAAUCACACAGGAGAGAAGCUGCAUUCAGAAUCAGAAAAAUGUUUUUGUUUCUAAAGCCAUAAUCAGGGUCAUUAGUGAAGUCACACAACAGAGAAACCAUAUGGCCACAAUAUAACGAAACAAUAUAUCACUGGGUCAUAGACAUUGUUUUCAUUUCAGGUUGUGUAUUUGGAUAUAAAAGCUUAAUUGAUGUCACAUAUCGGCUUCUAUAAAACAUCUGAUAAAUCCUGUUUAGGAAGACAUAUAUUCUGUUCAUGACUUAUAUUUUAAUCUCUCGGGGACACAUGACGUGACCGCGGGGAUCAGAAACUUCAAAAUGACCUAAAUUUUCAUUUUUAACCCACCCCUCGCAGCCCUCAUUAUCUGUCGGUGGGCUGUGCAGGGGGAGAGGUACGGGCGGUGCUGGGGGGGCGGGCUCGCGAUCAUCCCGCCCACCCCCUCUCAUUUCCAGGAU